Messenger RNA from Ilyonectria robusta, 662 nucleotides. RefSeq lists its product as uncharacterized. Bases 124 to 564 code for a protein of 146 amino acids. The record is from RefSeq and is a predicted model, not a curated record. Lineage: Eukaryota; Fungi; Ascomycota; Sordariomycetes; Hypocreales; Nectriaceae. The transcript has a single exon.
AUCCCAAUACUUGGAGUUGACGGAUUCCGCAAGGUCGGAGCCUAGUAACUGCAAAGUCUUGCUGGGCCGCCAACGUAGCGCAAGGCAUCAGACGUCUCACUCACACUUGUCAUAUAUCCUCGCAUGGAUACAUAUUUCCCCAGCCAAAACAACAUACAUCACCCGGUGGCGUUGGCAGCAUUUGCUUUAUUACUGCACAAAACAAUCAUUUUACCAUCACUGGAUGAGUUAUUACUCUCUAUACAUUUGCAUCUGAUGGAUAUUUUGGGGCACGCGCCCCUGCAUGCAUUAUGCCAUCAUCUGACGAAUCACUUGGCGUGGUUUGGUCAUGUGUUCGAGAUUUUCGACACCUGGUUUUACAUAUUUUCUGUUUGCGCGAUAUUAGCGGCGUUUGAGAAGGAUCACUUGGCUGCCAUUUGUUUUGCGCUUUCUUUCUUCCUUCCUUUUUCAUGGUUGUCUAGUCAUCCGGGCGGCUUAGGGUGGGCUUCUUUGGAUUCCCCGGUGUGGUGGAUGGACGUCAAUACAUUGCCGGCAUGGCAUGCGACAUCGGUGUUUGGUUUGUAACGGUGGUCCGUUGUGUAUAUAUCUACUAGAUUGGAAGUGGGCAUGGGCCUUGGUGAAUACAGAAGACAUUCCUUCUGAAUAAAAUAAAUUACUUCAGU